UUCAAAGGUUUUAAAGUCGGUGUUCUAGAUAUAUACUGGUUCAUAAAAGAAAUAGAAGACCUAUAACUAAGUUUCAUCUGAUUUUUUAGUUCAUCUCGUUAUCAUUUCUCAUAGAUAUCAUAUAAUUUGCAUACACAUACAUACUACAUUCAUUUCUACAUUUCAUUCAUUUAAAUUCAUAUUUAUUUAUUAAUUUUUCAUUUACACAUACACAUUCAUUCACAUCAUGUCUGACGAAGUUAUUUGGCAAGUGAUAAACCAUCAAUUCUGUGCUUUCAAAUUGAAAACUGAUAAAGGGCAAAAUUUCUGUCGUAAUGAAUAUAAUGUAAGUGGGUUAUGUACCAGACAAUCAUGUCCAUUAGCUAAUGCUCGAUAUGCUACGGUUAAAAACAUUGGAGGGAAAUUAUAUCUUUAUAUGAAGACUGCUGAACGUGCUCAUAUGCCUUCGAGAAUGUGGGAAAGAAUAAGAUUAUCUAAAAAUUAUAAUAAAGCUUUAGGACAAAUUGAUAAUUAUUUACAAUAUUGGCAAAAGUUUUUAAUUCAUAAAUGUAAACAAAGAUUAACAAGAUUAACUCAAGUAGCCAUUACAGAAAGAAGAUUGGCUUUAAGAGAUGAAGAAAGACAUUAUGUCGGUGUCAAACAUAAAGUUAAAAGAAGAGAAGAAAAUCGUGAACGUAAAGCUUUAGCAGCUGCAAAGAUUGAAAAAGCAAUUGAAAAGGAAUUAUUAGAUAGAUUAAAGAGUGGAGCUUAUGGUGAUAAACCAUUGAAUGUUGAUGAAAAUAUUUGGAAGAAAGUAUUGGGCAAAGUUGAUGAAGUUGAACAAGAGGAAGAAUUUGAUGAAGAAGAUGAUUUCGAAUUAGAAAGUGGAGAUGAAAAUGAAGAAGAAGAUGAAUCUGAUGUUGGUGAAGUUGAAUAUGUUGAAGAUGAUGGUGAUGAUGAUUUAGUUGAUUUAGAAGAUUUAGAAAGAUGGUUAGAUGAUUCUUCUGAUGAUGGAAAUAAUGAUGAUUCUGAAGACGAAGACGAUGAUGACUCUGAUGAUGAUGAAGAAAGUGGUAAGAAACGUAAAUCAACUUCAGCUACUGAUAAGAAUAAGAAGAAAAGAAGAGCAAGAGUUGAAAUCGAAUAUGAAGAAGAACCAGAUCAACUUCAAACUAAUAUCGCUAUAUAGACUAAUCCUCACCUCUCUCAUACUUGUAUAUUAGUAACAA
Scheffersomyces coipomensis is the source of this 1208-nucleotide messenger RNA. It is a transcript of the gene MAK16, whose product is annotated as ribosome biosynthesis protein. The coding region runs from base 227 to 1168 and encodes 313 amino acids. The transcript has a single exon. Gene Ontology annotation, cellular component: nucleolus; preribosome, large subunit precursor. Gene Ontology annotation, biological process: maturation of 5.8S rRNA; maturation of LSU-rRNA. NCBI's taxonomy places the organism in Eukaryota, Fungi, Ascomycota, Pichiomycetes, Serinales, Debaryomycetaceae. The record is from RefSeq and is a predicted model, not a curated record.